Messenger RNA from Aedes albopictus (Asian tiger mosquito), 1549 nucleotides. It is a transcript of the gene PolD2, whose product is annotated as DNA polymerase delta subunit 2. The transcript has 4 exons. Bases 15 to 1484 code for a protein of 489 amino acids. Gene Ontology annotation, biological process: DNA replication; DNA strand elongation involved in DNA replication. The record is from RefSeq and is a predicted model, not a curated record. Gene Ontology annotation, molecular function: DNA binding. NCBI's taxonomy places the organism in Eukaryota, Metazoa, Arthropoda, Insecta, Diptera, Culicidae. Gene Ontology annotation, cellular component: delta DNA polymerase complex.
ACAGCGCUUUGUUGAUGUUUGCAUUCCAUUUGCGCGCACGGAUUUUGUUUCCUGGUGGUGUUUCGCGAUCUCAAAUCCAUCGAAUUUCGUGCUUAAAUAUCGUUUCCAAAACCAUGUUAUUCCCGGAGGACAAAUUCUUCGGAGGAUCUCCCCAAGCGGACAAGGAUUUCAAGCGGCUGGAUGUGCCCUACGUUAGCAAAUCGGACAAGUUCCAUUUCCGAACCAAGGACUUCUCCAAACAGUUCUCGCACAUUUACGCCUCGCGUCUGGGCGAAAUGGUGGGACUGCUCACCAAACGGGCCAAGGAGAAAUGGGGAACCGAACACCCGAUCAAGCAGCUGGCAGAACUGAAGGAAGACAGCCCGGAAAAGUGCGUCAUCAUCGGGACGUUGUUCAAGCAUCAGGAGCUGAAGCCCAGCAUUCUGCGGGAGAUUUCCGAAGAGAAUCAGUUGGUUCCGCAGCCGCCUCGGUCGCACUAUACCGAUGAUGCCGACAUUCUAAUCCUGGAAGAUGCCCUGCAGCGAAUCCGGCUGAUGGGAAAGAUUGACGUGCAUUCGGUUGUAACGGGUGCAGUCUGCGCCGUUCUAGGUUACGAGGACGGCGAUGGACGGUUCCGCGUUGAGGACUAUCUCUUCUAUGAAAGCGGACCACAGAAGCCGCUAAUACCGUUGGAAUGCUCGCCACUCCUCGUACUGAUAUCUGGCUUGAACCUGGGUUCCCCGAACGAUUUUUCCAUGUCCAUGGAGCUCCUUCAGCAGUGGAUCUUUGGCAACCUGGAAGGAUUUGGUCAGAGUCGCGACUGGGAGGCAGCCAGCGUCGUCCGGGUUGUGCUAGCCGGCAAUUCCGUAAAAGCCUCCGUCAAACCGAGGAACAACCUCCACGGACGUCCCACUACCGAAUCCUCGGACCUUCUGAAUGCCGUCAAGGCGGUGGACACCUUCGUGCACAAUCUGGCCCAAUCGGUCAACGUGGAUCUGAUGCCGGGUGAAUUCGACCCGUCCAACCAUAUGCUGCCUCAACAACCCAUGCACCAGUGCAUGUUCCCCAAGGCGGUUCCGUUUUCGAGCUUCCGCGGCGUUCCCAAUCCGUACGCGUUCGAAAUUGCCGGUCGGUCCAUCUUGGGCACAUCGGGUCAAAAUGUCCACGACAUUGGUAGGUACUCGAAGAUCGAAGAUCCUCUGGAGGCACUGAAGAGCACCCUGGUGUGGAGCCACAUUGCCCCAACGGCACCGGAUACCCUGCCCUGCUAUCCGUACUACCAGCAGGAUCCGUUCAUCGUCAGCGAGUGUCCACAUGUGUACUUUGCCGGUAACACGGGUGAGUUUAAAACCGAGCUCUGGAAGGGCAGGAACGGUCAACAAACGCGGCUCAUUUGUGUGCCGUGCUUUUCCGAAACCCAGUCCGUUGCGGUGGUCAAUCUGCGGACACUGGACUGUCAGCAGAUUUCCUUCAAGGUGAAUGAGUUUGAUGACACGGAGGAAUGAGGGUGGCUUUAGUUGUAGAAAUAGGGUGUACGUGUUAAAUAAAUAUUUCUUAUUGAGUUCAAUAA